CUUGGAAUGGAAAUAUCAGAUGUUGCGGCUCGUGUGGUUAUGGAGUAUCUCCGCCCUUCCUCUGAACGUGUCCGCGGCACUGCUAUUUAUUCUUUCAUUCCACCACUAUUCGGUAACGAAAUUGUCGAAACAUUAUGCGGUGUCAUCUACGGGCUCUGGAUUGAGUUUGGAAUUGUCGCAGUUGGAACAUUUAUCGGUGAGAGCAAGUAAGCUCCUCCUGAAGUGAAGGUACUUCGAAUUACUUAUGAUAGUUGGCAACUGGGUUUUGUUCAAAUAAUUCGCAAACUGGAGCGAACGAACCUGAAUUCUGGGGCGAUGGCUCGUGUAGUACGCGAUAGAGGUUUCUGGAUUAUUCUCAUAAUCUGCAUCUCAGCCAUGCCGCCACAUUUCAGAGUUGUUGUGUUCUCCACAUACGAUGUCAAGUUCUACCACUUUCUUAUCUCUACCCUCCU
Aaosphaeria arxii CBS 175.79 is the source of this 452-nucleotide messenger RNA. RefSeq lists its product as uncharacterized. The transcript has a single exon. Lineage: Eukaryota; Fungi; Ascomycota; Dothideomycetes; Pleosporales. The record is from RefSeq and is a predicted model, not a curated record. The coding region runs from base 7 to 210 and encodes 67 amino acids.